UGACAUAUCAACCAACGUCUCAUCUGUAAUCAAUUUCAUGCAAACUGACUGGUCAGUCCGACGACAUCCGUCCGUUCAGUUUGUGCGCUCUGCAGCACAGCAAUUGAUUGAGUUUGUCAGUCUGACAUCCGAUAAGCAUCGUUCGAUGAUGGAUAACAGAUGCUCAGACAGACCACACUCAGCCCAUUGCCGGAGGAGCAGACCACGCACGCACCAACCACAAGCUAGGGACAAGAGGUAUACAGGGAGGCAGGCAGGCAGGCAGCCGGGAAGGUGUGCACUACCGUGGUCAGAGUCGGUCGGCACCGAGGCAGGCUGUGGCUGGGCAUAGCCACAGACCCCAGCCAGGUAAGACGAGAGAGGUAAGACGAGAGAGAGAUGAUGCGCUGCCUGCUUGAUUUCUUUCUUUCUUGAUAAACCCAUCCAUCCAUCCAUCAGGCGUCCCCGAUGCGAUUACACCACAGCCAGACUUGACGUCAGCAAACAACACAACGCACGCAACAAAACAAGGUCAAACAACAGGCAGCCAGCCGUCCGUCAGACAGACAGACAUUCAGCCAAAAUCGUACACUUACACAUCACAUGUACGUGUAAUAUGUGUGUAUGUAUGUAUGUAUGUAUGCGUGUGUGCAUGGUGUGCAUGCCGAUUGAUGCAGAAGGACUGGCUGCCUUACACGACACCACACGACACGCGCAUGUCAUGGCCGUGACUGAGCGAAUGAGUCAGUGAGUGAGUGAGUCAAUGAUGUGUGCCUGGCACGGAUGUGGUGAGGCAAUCCAAUGGAUGAAGGGUCUCUCUCGAGAUAUUCCCUCCAUCUCAGAGCUGCUCUCUCACACAGGGGUGACCCUGACCGAUAGGCGUGGCAUCCAAAUCCACGACGCUGUUUCUGCAGACAGCGUAGAGGAUCAGGAUGCCACCCGUUGCCGCCAAGGCCGCCGCCAUGUGCUUCGAAGCCAGCACCAGAAUCAGUAAGUGAGUCGCCCUCAAUGGAUGCCUGCCUCGCUCUAAACCGACCCGCCCGGCCUGCCUGCAAAAAGCGCCACUACUUCGGCAGGCCAGCAGCGGAUAUCACAGCAGGAGGCGUACGCAAAGAGCGAUACGAUACGGCAACAUAUGUGAACGAAUGCGCGUGCACGUGUGUGUGUGUGGGCGAGUGAGGGAGUGAGUGAGUGACUGAGUGAGUGCCUCAGUGGGUGAGGCCGCUCGCCAGGUGGCCUGGUGAAAAUGGCCGCCUGGCGGUGAUAUGCAGGCGAGGCGUCGUGUACAUAUACACUGAGAACAGCGGCAGGGCAGACAGACAGACAGUCAGACAGACAGUCAGACAGACAGACAGGGAGUGAGGCAGUGAGGGAGGGAUCGAGGCAGACAGGCACGCAGAGACCAAAAAACAGCCUGCCUACGUCCAUUUAUUAUGUCGGUGCGAUGGUAAGAAAAGCGAGGGGCGGGAUGCGUGUGUGUGUGUGUGUGUAUGGGAGAGAGAGCGAGGGCAGACAGACAGACAGACAGACAGACAGGCAGGCAGACAGACAGCUAGGCAGCCGGGCAGGCAGGCAGGAAGGCACAAGAAGUCAGCAGGCAGGUAGAAAGUAAGCAAAAACCAGCGUCAGCAAGCCUAGAGCACCGAGUCGUCCGUCCACUCGCAAGCUUCUCGCAAACACAGGAAAAAGUCACUCACUCGAACUCCAGCACGUCAAAAGGAUCAUCGCUCUCGUCCCACCUGCAACACGCACACACAACACGCACACACACACACAGAGGUACAGAUUUGCUCCGCCCCCCGCCAUCAUCAACAUUUGUGGCCUCUUCCUGACCUGGCGAAGUUGGUCCUGAUGCUCUCGAUGAGGAGCUGGUCCAUGCCCUCGGUAGUGUGGGACCACAUCGCCUUCCUCCUGCCCCUCAGGGCAUGCUUCCUCGGCUCGUUGUCGGGACCAAAAGUAGAGAGGUGACGGAACACCGAGAACCACAGAACCGAUACCAAAACAAAGACCAGCCCCGUGACGCCGAACCACCGCGCCAGGAACCACGUCUGCCGCUUGCACUUGGCGACGCGCUCGUCUGCGGGCUGAGAGGCCGGUUGUGCAGGAGAGGCUGGCAGAGUCCGCGCAGUCGCCCCUCGGUCGGUCACGGCAUCUGUGUCAGUUUUGCAGGGGACGGGGGACCAGCUGCGAGUGGCAGGCGGGGGGAUGCAUGGAGAGCAGGGGUCGUCGUCGGACGUGGAACCAGACGUCGAAGCGUUCGAGGGUGACGCCGGCGCGUCGAGAUCUGUGUGGGCCAUCUAGCAGCGGAGAGUGCUGGUGGUCGCCCGACAGCAAGAAAGCCCAG
This is a messenger RNA of Vitrella brassicaformis, 2323 nucleotides long. Lineage: Eukaryota; Vitrellaceae. The record is from the annotation of a GenBank genome assembly.